AUGGCCUCUCUCACCACUUACACCCCGAAGGAACCUUGCCCCAUUUGGACCGCCAUUUGGCCGACGGGAUCUCAGAAUUUCAAAUACUCUCAGCGAUCUGAGGAUCUCGAUCGAUACCGACCAUCCCUGCUAGUGUCAGCCUUAGCCCCGAGCGUUUGGAACCCUCUCGAUCCUGCUGCCAUUGGCCCCCAAAUUACUGCACCGUCCACACCGUUAUUUUGCCCAUUUCCUCAACUCGCCAGAUUCCAGAAUGCCAGCCAGCGCGCGGAUUCUGUGACUCCGAAGUACGGUGUAUACACACACCGAGUUUCCCGCCCUCAGCGACUCAGCUACUCCGCUCCUCAGCCAGCCUGUCGUCCCUCGAUCAGUGGCCCCCUCCUCCUCCCCCCUUCCCGGUCGAUCCCCCGGCCAACCCCUCCUGCCAAUGCGACUACAACAGAGGCUCGGGUGGAUGACUCGAACCGCACGAAGCCUCGACCCCGGCUGAAUGUUUGA
Molecule: messenger RNA, 495 nt
Organism: Penicillium canariense
Lineage: Eukaryota; Fungi; Ascomycota; Eurotiomycetes; Eurotiales; Aspergillaceae
Exons: 1
Coding region: 1-495 (164 amino acids)
Source: RefSeq, a predicted model, not a curated record